CGCGGUUUGUGAGACCAUUACAGUCGGAUCGGGAUCGGGAGGGAGGGAGAGCGGGAGGGAAAGAGCGCGGCUGAGCGGGGAAAGUCACAAAAGACGUGGACAUAUUUUGGAUAUUUUACAAUCUGCAGGAUUGGGGCUGCGGAUUAUAAAGGAGAAGUUGUUGGUAGCUAUGGGUACUUCCCCAUGGAUGUUCCUGAUCCUGGGAUGUUUUCUCACAGGACCAUUCCUAACAUUUUGCCAGCUUCCUCUGCCGACUAUUGUUCCCAAUAGGAAUGAAAUGGUGGUACAGCUGAAUUCCAAUUUCACACUCAAAUGCUCUGGAGACAGCGAAGUGAGCUGGCAGUACCCAGUGACCGAGGGAAGCCACAGGAUAGACAUUAGACAUGAAGAAAACAACAGUGGCCUCUUCGUGACGGUGCUCGAAGUAGGAAAUGCCUCAGCUGCUCAUACGGGCUUGUAUGUUUGCUAUUAUAACCACACUCAAGUGGAGGAUGGGGAAGUGGAAGGGAAGGACAUCUACAUCUAUGUGCCUGACCCAGACAUGCCUUUUGUUCCUUCUAUACCAGAAGACCAGUUCAUCCUAGUCGAAGAAGGUGAUCCCACCGUUAUCCCUUGUCGGACAAGUGACCCAAAAGCUCAAGUAACUUUAAUUAACAGUUUGGACAAGGCUGUCUAUGCUUUCUAUGACAGCAAACAAGGCUUCAUAGGGAAUUUCCCUGCGGGCUCAUAUACAUGCAAAACAAUGGUUAAAGGCGUGGAGUUCAAGUCUGAUGAGUUCCUCAUCUAUAUUUUAAGAGCUACUUCACAGCUGCCAGUUGAAAUUGAAGCUCUUAAAACUGUCUACAAAACAGGCGAGACCAUCGUAGUAACUUGUGUGGUCUUUGACAAUGAGGUGGUUAAUUUACAGUGGAAUUAUCCUGGGAAAGUGAAAGAAAAAGGUCUGAUAAAACUUGAUGAUAUCAAAGUCCCAUCGCAGAAGCUGGUUUACACCUUGACCAUUCCUGAGGCAUCAGUGAAAGACACAGGGGAUUAUGAAUGUACUGCUCGGCAUGCAACCAAGGAGGUUAAGGAAAAUAAGAAAGUAGUCAUUACAGUUCAUGACAAAGGGUUCGUUCACCUGGAGCCUCAGUUUAGCCCUCUGGAAGCUGUCAAUCUACAUGAAGUAAAAAAUUUUGUCGUUGAUGUGCAGGCAUACCCAGCUCCAAAAAUGUACUGGUUGAAGGAUAACGUGACUCUGAUUGAAAAUCUUACCGAGAUUGUUACUAGUUCAAACAGAGUCCAGGAAACAAGGUUUCAGAGUAUAUUAAAAUUGAUCCGGGCCAAGGAAGAAGACAGUGGAUACUAUACUUUGGUUGCUGAAAAUGAAGAUGAGAUUAAAAGAUACACCUUCUCCUUGCUAAUACAAGUUCCAGCCCUGAUCUUAGACCUUGUGGAUGAUCACCAUGGCUCUGCAGGGGGGCAGACGGUGAGGUGCUUGGCGGAGGGGACCCCGCUUCCUGAUGUGGAAUGGCUGGUUUGCAGGGACAUUAAAAAGUGCAGCAAUGACACCUCAUGGACUCUUUUGACUAACAAUAUCUCUGAUAUACACAUGGAAGCCCACCUGGAUGAGAAAAACAUGGUGGAAAGCCAGGUGACCUUCCAGAAGGUAGAGGAAACCCUGGCUGUGCGAUGUGUGGCAAGGAAUGACCUUGGUGCUGUUACUCGGGAACUGAAGCUUGUGGCUCCCACCUUGCGAUCAGAACUAACGGUGGCUGCUGCAGUCUUAGUGCUGUUAGUGAUUGUGAUAAUUUCACUGAUUGUCCUGGUCAUCAUAUGGAAACAGAAGCCGAGGUAUGAGAUAAGAUGGAGAGUCAUUGAGUCUAUCAGCCCUGAUGGCCACGAAUACAUUUAUGUGGACCCAAUGCAACUGCCUUAUGACUCCAGAUGGGAGUUUCCUCGAGACGGGUUAGUGCUUGGUCGAAUCCUUGGUUCUGGUGCAUUUGGAAAAGUAGUUGAAGGGACUGCAUAUGGAUUGAGUCGCUCUCAACCGGUGAUGAAAGUAGCUGUGAAAAUGCUGAAACCUACAGCUAGAUCCAGUGAAAAACAGGCACUCAUGUCUGAACUGAAGAUAAUGACACAUCUCGGGCCCCACCUGAAUAUUGUGAAUCUGCUUGGAGCUUGUACAAAAUCAGGUCCUAUUUACAUCAUCACUGAAUACUGCUUUUAUGGUGAUUUGGUGAACUAUCUGCAUAAGAACAGGGACAAUUUCCUGAGCCGACACCCAGAGAAGCCAAAGAAAGAUUUGGAUAUCUUUGGGAUGAACCCAGCUGACGAAAGCACAAGAAGUUAUGUGAUAUUAUCAUUUGAAAACACUGGAGAAUAUAUGGACAUGAAACAAGCUGAUACCACUCAGUAUGUGCCAAUGCUGGAAAGGAAGGAGGGAUCUAAAUACUCUGAUAUUCAGAGAUCUGUGUAUGAUCGGCCUGCUUCAUAUAAGAAGAAAUCUAUGUCAGAAUCGGAAGUCAAAAACCUUCUUUCAGAUGACAGUUCGGAGGGCCUCAGCCUACUGGAUUUGCUGAGCUUCACCUACCAGGUUGCCCGGGGAAUGGAAUUCUUGGCUUCUAAAAAUUGUGUGCACCGUGACUUGGCAGCUCGUAAUGUCCUCCUGGCUCAAGGAAAAAUUGUGAAGAUCUGUGACUUUGGGCUGGCUAGAGACAUCAUGCAUGAUUCCAACUAUGUCUCCAAGGGCAGCACUUUCCUCCCAGUAAAAUGGAUGGCACCUGAAAGCAUUUUUGACAAUCUGUACACAACAUUAAGUGAUGUCUGGUCUUAUGGCAUUCUGCUGUGGGAAAUAUUUUCUCUUGGUGGCACACCAUAUCCUGGCAUGAUGGUCGAUUCUACUUUCUACAAUAAGAUCAAGAGUGGAUACCGAAUGGCCAAACCCGAUCAUGCUACCAAUGAAGUGUAUGAGAUCAUGGUGAAGUGCUGGAACAGUGAACCAGAGAAAAGACCUUCUUUUUACCAUUUGAGUGAAAUUGUGGAGAGCUUGUUGCCUGGAGAGUACAAAAAGAGCUAUGAGAAGAUUCACCUGGACUUCCUGAAAAGUGAUCACCCAGCUGUCACACGCAUGAGAGGGGACUGUGACAACGCUUACAUUGGUGUCACCUACAAGAAUGAAGACAAGUUAAAGGACAGGGAGAGCGGAUUUGAUGAGCAGAGGCUGAGUGCUGACAGCGGGUACAUCAUCCCCCUGCCAGACAUUGACCCUGUUUCUGAAGAUGAGCUUGGCAAAAGGAACAGGCACAGUUCCCAGACAUCUGAAGAAAGUGCCAUUGAAACUGGUUCCAGUAGCUCUACUUUUAUCAAGAGAGAGGACGAGACCAUUGAGGACAUUGACAUGAUGGAUGACAUUGGGAUCGACUCCUCAGACCUGGUGGAGGACAGCUUCCUGUAACCCGAUGGACACCUUCCAGCUCUGCACACGGGGAAGCUUGCUGUGUCGUCUACAGACUUACGCUCCACAGAGAAAACCACUUUAUUGCAAUGUCAAGGAUGUGAAAAGGAGGUGGAUUUGUACAGAGAAACUCCCAGCGAUGGGCAGAGGAAUCAGCCUGAGCAUGAAUGAAAGAGAUAUGUUGAAGACGGAUUUUUUUAGUGUUGUUUCUUGCAGUACUUCAGUAGCAUCUCAGUGUUGUUUGCCAUUUGAACUGGUAGGAGGAUGAAGGAAAAGGCCACAAACAGACCAGUUUUGUGUUUCAAGGGCAUUCAUAUGACUUUGAUGGAUCGAAUUUCCACUGCAGCAAUACUUCAACCAUUGUAAUUAUGUAAAUAACUGUCUACUCAAGGAUCUUUUGAGGUGCACAUUGAACAUAUGCCAUGGAUUUUAGAAGAAAUCGUUCAUGAAUUUUGUGUACUUCUUCCCUCAAUCUCAAUGUCAGCUGCUGUUGAACUAUCAUGUGAAUUGAAGAACACGCAAAAACCACUUUUGGAACAAAAAGGUCUAAAACCACAAGGGACUGACCGGUACUACAAACAUGUUACUUUUUACCAUUAUUGCAAG
This is a messenger RNA of Aptenodytes forsteri (emperor penguin), 4039 nucleotides long. It is a transcript of the gene PDGFRA, whose product is annotated as platelet derived growth factor receptor alpha. NCBI's taxonomy places the organism in Eukaryota, Metazoa, Chordata, Aves, Sphenisciformes, Spheniscidae. The transcript is spliced from 23 exons. Gene Ontology annotation, biological process: multicellular organism development; embryonic cranial skeleton morphogenesis; protein phosphorylation. The record is from RefSeq and is a predicted model, not a curated record. Gene Ontology annotation, cellular component: signaling receptor complex. Bases 170 to 3433 code for a protein of 1087 amino acids. Gene Ontology annotation, molecular function: platelet-derived growth factor alpha-receptor activity; platelet-derived growth factor binding; ATP binding.